Messenger RNA from Ananas comosus (pineapple), 1476 nucleotides. RefSeq names its product vacuolar protein sorting-associated protein 9A-like. Gene Ontology annotation, molecular function: small GTPase binding; guanyl-nucleotide exchange factor activity. Gene Ontology annotation, biological process: vesicle-mediated transport. The record is from RefSeq and is a predicted model, not a curated record. Lineage: Eukaryota; Viridiplantae; Streptophyta; Magnoliopsida; Poales; Bromeliaceae. The coding region runs from base 136 to 1242 and encodes 368 amino acids. The transcript has 7 exons. Gene Ontology annotation, cellular component: cytosol; endocytic vesicle.
CAAUUUUUUUUUUUUUUUUUUUUUUGGUUUCCUCUUGUAUAUAUAUAUGCACACGCUAUUACCGCGACAACAAUGGAGACCUAGGUAGAGAGAGAGGAGGAGGAGGAGGAGGAGGAGGAGGCGAUUGCGAGAAAAAUGGACGCCUCAGCCGCGGCGACUCCCCUGCACCUCGACUUCUACGGCUUCCUCAACCGCCUCCGCCGCCCCGGCGCGGCCGAUCUCGUCGGCGCCGUGAAGAGCUUCCUUGUCUCCUUCUCACUUUAUGCACCUGAUGCUGAAAGCGACAGCCGAAGGGUACAAGAUUUUCUUUUGACUAUGGAAAGAACUAUUAAGCAACAUCCAUUAUGGGCUAACGCUCCAGAUGAAGAAAUUGAUAGUGCUAUCGAGGGUCUAGAAAAAUAUGUCAUGACAAAGUUAUUUGAUCGCACAUUUGGAUCCUCUACUGAGGAUGCUAAGUUAGACGUGGAGAUCUCAGAGAAAAUAAGGCUGUUGCAGCACUUCGUCAAGCCUGACCACUUGGAUGUGCCGAUAGACUUACAGAAUGAAGCAUCGUGGCUGUUUGCAGUAAAAGAGUUGCAGAAGAUAAAUGCUUUCAAAGCUCCUCGUGAAAAGCUUCUGUGUAUUAUGAAUUGUUGCCAAGUAAUCAACAAUUUAUUGCUGAACGUGUCAAUGACAACGAAUAGUGCUCCAGCUGGGGCUGAUGAAUUUCUGCCUAUUCUAAUUUAUGUUACCAUAAAGGCCAAUCCUCCUCAGCUGCACUCGAACCUGAAAUAUGUUCAGCUCUUCAGGAGGAGGGAAAAGCUUGUGUCUGAGAUGGAGUACUAUCUCACGAAUCUCUUCUCAGCAGAGAUGUUUAUAACAAAUAUCAACGGUAGCUCACUUUCUAUGAAAGAGAGUGAGUUUCAAAAGAGUAUGCAAGCGGCAAGAUUCGCCAAUGAAGUGGGUGAUCCUUACAGUGUGCCGGAGCUGGCUAAAGUUGAUCCUCCUAUCAUGACAAGACAUGGCAAGGAGAUUCAUCUUGGAGGUUCUAAUAAAUAUCCUUUCAUGGAAAGAGAUGCAGAGGACCUGACUCGCGAGGAUGUAAAGAUGUUGCUCGGGUUGUAUAAGCAACUAGUGACCAAGUACACUCGGCUCUCUGAAGCUUUGAGAAGGCACUCUCUAGAUGAAGAUCUGCUCAUACACACGGCUAGGGACUUGACCAGAAGAGUUCCAUCGAAAUCAAUUGUGAAAGAUAAAAAGUAACACAUCCAAAGAAACGCAAGUCUACUUCUGCGCUAACCAGGGAAAUAGUUUUAAGUAUCAUACAUGAAGAAACAAGGAGGGGUGGGUUCGAUAAAGGCCAAAACAACUUAUUACAAAGGCCUGAGCUCUCUCUUCCUUUUCCUUCGCUCUCUCUACAGACUCUAUGUACAAUGUUAGCCGACGGUCGUCAACCGCCCAAACCUCCCAGCAACACUAGACGCUGAUUCAAUCUCA